This is a messenger RNA of Nematocida major, 750 nucleotides long. RefSeq lists its product as uncharacterized. The transcript has a single exon. Gene Ontology annotation, cellular component: nucleus. The coding region runs from base 1 to 750 and encodes 249 amino acids. The record is from RefSeq and is a predicted model, not a curated record. Gene Ontology annotation, molecular function: DNA-binding transcription factor activity, RNA polymerase II-specific; RNA polymerase II cis-regulatory region sequence-specific DNA binding. NCBI's taxonomy places the organism in Eukaryota, Fungi, Microsporidia. Gene Ontology annotation, biological process: mitotic cell cycle; positive regulation of transcription by RNA polymerase II.
AUGGACGAACAUGACAACCACUAUAAAGGAAAGAAGGCAAAGAGUAUGCCUCAAGAAAAAGAAGAAAUGCAGGUGAAGGGACCGUGGACAAGAGAAGAAGAUGAAAAGCUCCGGACUCUUGUUAAGGCGUUUGGGCCAAAAAGGUGGACCUACAUAGCAAAGAAGCUAGGGGGGAGAGUAGGAAAGCAGUGCAGAGAAAGGUGGCACAACCACUUGGACCCAAACAUAAUAAAAACUCCAUUUACGUCGGAGGAGGACAGCAUCAUUCUUUCUUUGCACAGCAAGUAUGGAAACAAAUGGUCAGACAUUGCGAAGCACCUUCCAGGUAGAACAGACAACGCCAUAAAAAACCAUUGGAACAGCAGCAUGCAAAAGAAGGUUCUGAAAGCAAAAAGAGCGAAUAGUGUGUCCGGAGACUUUAUUAGCGCGCACGCGGAGUUUCGAGAGAGCAGAAAGUUUUUCAACGAGGACGGGCUGGAGAGCAGCUGUCCCCGCAGAAGAACCUCUUCUGUUUUUAUUCCUGCUCAGAGAAACGACAGUCUGCUGAAUGCGCUGGCACAAUCAGCAUAUAACGAACUUUUAAAAACAAAACAGAUGUAUUAUAGUGAAGGGCGUCCUCCCCUGCAGCGAUGGAAUAUUCCUCUACAGACCAUACAAAACGUAAGUGCUGAUCGAACCAAAAAAAACUCAUCCGAUGAAGAGGAGGUCAUGGCCGGGCUGGUCCUCUUGGCCACAGGCGAAAAAUAUUGA